UCAGAGUGAACGACAAUGAACAAAUUCAUUUUUAUAUUGAUUGUUUCGUGCCUGAGCACGAUAGACAGCAAAAAUCAAAACACUUUCUUUGAUAGUUUGUUCGAUAGAAUCAGGCUCGGAUUUGGCAAGUUUCAAAAUAUCGAUAAAGCUGCUCGAGUUGCUGACUUGGUGAGUCAAGCGUUUGGAAGCGGUGUUAAAACUGAUUCAGUACGACAAGAAGAAGAGUCUGAAGAUGGUUUGAAAGAGCCUAAUAUUUUAGUUAGGUUUUUAAAAGUUCUGGGAAUCAAUAGCAAGAAAAUCGGAGUUAUUACAGUGAACGUAAUAAUAUUUAUUGCACAGCUGCUUUCCAAAACACUACUGAACAAAGCAUCAGUAUCGAAAUCAACAUCUCCCAACCAGGAAGAAUUAAGAAAUGCAAAAAAUGGAGAUCCAUUUUCUUGGAUCAUGGAGAAACCCGAAGUUCGUAAUAUAAUAAAUGAAGCCCUCAAUCCUAAAUUGCCAGAAGAAAUUAUCAAAUAUAUUAAAGAACGAUCAAUGGAUGAAGAAACUGGCUGUGUCCAAAUGUUAAUAUGCAAAGUAUCACCCAUUAUUCGCGGAAUGCAAAAAGCUCUGAAUUUUACGGAGAACUAUCUACAUAAAGACCAAAAUGCAACUGUCCAGAAAUUUGUUUUUUCCGAAUAUUUUCCGAAAGUGGAUGAAAUGUUAAAGCAUAGCUGGGAAUGUGAAGAUAAAUAUCAUUUUUGUUUUUAUGAUGAUUUGUGAUAAUUUAAAGUAAAGCGAAUUAAAUAUUAAAAAAAAUGA
Molecule: messenger RNA, 801 nt
Organism: Sitophilus oryzae (rice weevil)
Lineage: Eukaryota; Metazoa; Arthropoda; Insecta; Coleoptera; Curculionidae
Exons: 2
Coding region: 16-762 (248 amino acids)
Source: RefSeq, a predicted model, not a curated record